UGUACCGAUGCAAGCCGGAAAAUACACGUUUUGUUAAUUUGCAUUGUUUACGUUUAGCGCUUGCUGAACCUAAUUUUUGGGAGCCGAGACAAUCGGUUGAAAUCUUAUCAAUAAAUAUGGCAAGUCUGAUGCAGAAGCCGAAGAGUGAGAUGACCCCAGAGGAGUUGUCGCAGCGGGAACAGGAGGAGUUCAACACAGGACCCCUCUCAGUGCUCACCCAGUCAGUUAAAAACAACACACAGGUCCUCAUAAACUGCAGGAACAACAAGAAACUGCUUGGCAGAGUGAAGGCCUUUGACAGGCACUGUAACAUGGUGUUGGAGAAUGUGAAGGAGAUGUGGACAGAGGUUCCUAAAACUGGGAAGGGUAAGAAAAAAUCCAAGCCUGUCAACAAAGAUCGCUUCAUCUCCAAAAUGUUCCUCCGAGGAGAUUCUGUCAUCCUUGUGCUCCGAAACCCACUCGCUACUGCAAAGUGAACACCUUGAGACAAGUUAUUGAGUGAAUAAUCAAGAGUUUAAGACUUUUAUUACUAAUUGCAGAGAAGAAAUUAAAUGUGCUGCAUAAUUGAGAAAGAAAAUAUGGACACAGAUGCAGAUUUUGUGGAUGUGUGAUAAACGCUAUCCGUGCCAUCCCACACUUUAUCUGCAGUUGUAAAAGUAUUGUGGUGUUCAAGUGUACCAAAACAAUUUUAUCAAAUUAACCGCUUAAAAUGUGAAUACGAACAGAAGUUGGUAUUUUAAUGUGGACAACUUUUUCAUUACAUCAAUCAUGGUAACUUACAUCUCAUUGCAACUUUUUCAUGCAUAUUGCUUUCAUUAGUAAUCAUGUUCACUUACUGUUAAACAUUUUAUUGUACUGUAAAUACAUGUAGAAUUAUUGUGACAAUUA
Molecule: messenger RNA, 888 nt
Organism: Mya arenaria
Lineage: Eukaryota; Metazoa; Mollusca; Bivalvia; Myida; Myidae
Product: small nuclear ribonucleoprotein Sm D2
Exons: 3
Coding region: 117-476 (119 amino acids)
Biological process (GO): spliceosomal snRNP assembly; RNA splicing
Cellular component (GO): U1 snRNP; U2 snRNP; U4/U6 x U5 tri-snRNP complex
Molecular function (GO): RNA binding
Source: RefSeq, a predicted model, not a curated record